Messenger RNA from Cyanidioschyzon merolae strain 10D, 573 nucleotides. RefSeq lists its product as hypothetical. NCBI's taxonomy places the organism in Eukaryota, Rhodophyta, Bangiophyceae, Cyanidiales, Cyanidiaceae. Bases 1 to 573 code for a protein of 190 amino acids. The record is from RefSeq and is a predicted model, not a curated record. The transcript has a single exon.
AUGCCGAGUAAAGAACUGGCUUCCCGAUCGCACCUCCUUGAGUUUUAUGGGAUCGAAUGCGAUCACUGUGUGGAUAUGGAGCCGUUGAUGGAGCGACUGCAGAAGGAACUGGGGGUUCCGAUCCGUCGCUUCGAGGUUUGGUACUCGGACGAUAACCUGCGGCUCCUGCAGAAGCUCGACAAGAAUGGGUCCUGUGGAGGAGUUCCCUUUUUCUACAAUAAGAGGACCAAAGGAUGGAUAUGUGGUGCGACGACCUAUGAGAACUUGAAGAACUGGGCACUGGGAAGGCCGCACCAGCGUUUCUUGCCACCACCGAAAGACUCCAAAGGUGAAAACGUAAUCCUUAAGUUUCUCGAGCGCGUCCAAAAACAGGCCAUGGAAAAAAUGCAGCAGCGAAUGAAUGAAAAGAAUCUACCUGAGAAAGGGAGCAAGGUCAAGGACGGGAAGACGGGUCAGGGCAAGCGCUCUGGGCCGAACGCUGGCGAUUCCAAGAACAAGUCUCGUGAUCAGGAUAUUACGGAUCGCAAGUCUUCGACUAGCCUACAGUUGCGGGGCAAAAAAGAUUCGAACUAG